AUGAAUUCAGAUUCCGACUCCGAAGUCCGGAUAUUUGGUUGCUUUGUACUCGACCCAUGUGGUUCGGCUUGUUGGGCCACCUCACUUAACCAAACAUCUCCGAGAAGAAGUUCUACCAGAUCUACAGCACUUGCUGCUUCAUGCCCGGUUGCAUCUUACUCUGCUGGUUCACCUUCGAAACAGGUCUCCGCACCUGAGACACAUCCUUCUCCUGUUGCUUAUUCUUUUUCCUAUAUUGUGGUGGCUUAUUCAGCGAGCUGGAGCUCCUACUGUUCCCGCGCCAGCUUCCACUCUAGCUCCCUUCGGCCUCGAAGAUCAUCAGGUUCCAUCCAACUCACUCUAGUUUCUAUGUUAAUUGGUUUUGUACUUCUGCAUGUUGGGAAUCAAAAUAGAAUAAGAUUUUCUACUUGA
Molecule: messenger RNA, 411 nt
Organism: Glycine soja
Lineage: Eukaryota; Viridiplantae; Streptophyta; Magnoliopsida; Fabales; Fabaceae
Source: the annotation of a RefSeq genome assembly